Molecule: messenger RNA, 2829 nt
Organism: Oreochromis niloticus (Nile tilapia)
Lineage: Eukaryota; Metazoa; Chordata; Actinopteri; Cichliformes; Cichlidae
Gene: grsf1
Product: G-rich RNA sequence binding factor 1
Exons: 11
Coding region: 192-1394 (400 amino acids)
Molecular function (GO): RNA binding
Source: RefSeq, a predicted model, not a curated record
UAUAAAACUGGUCAUUAGCUUUCCUGUGGUAACUGUUUAAUGUUUAGACCUUUAUUGUGAAAAUCCAAAUCGGAUAUUGAGAAUGUGAAACUGUUAGCUUGAUAGUUAGCGCUCGAGCGCUGCCCUUGACUGUCACCGACCCACAACAGACUGUCUGUUAUUGACCUGACUUCCGGCUCGGUUCGGCUACGAUGUCCUGCAGGGGUAAAUCUCUGUGGCUUUUACUGCGGCGGUGUGUCGCAGUCAGACAGCUAACGGCACCGACAGCUUCACGCAUGUGCGGCUUCACUCAGCAGCGAACUUGGACUUCGGCGGCCCGGACAGCCUGUCUCCAGAGAUUGUGCGAGCUGCAGCCCGCAGUUAGAAGCAGCCACAGCCGCUUCUGUACGAAGACAGGAGGAACCUGUGAGGAUGACUACCCACCUCUGCCGGCCUAUCAUCCUGAAACGGAACCAGAGACCAAGGAGGUUUACAUCGUGCAGGUGAAAGGUCUCCCAUGGUCCUGCACCACUCAGGACCUUCUGCAGUUCUUCUCAGAGUGUAGGAUACGUGAUGGGGUGAAAGGCAUCCACCUGACUUUGGACAGGCUGGGGAGGCCGUCAGGACGAGCCUUCAUCGAGAUGGAGCACGAGGAGGACGUCAGCAAAGCCCUGGAGAAGCACCGGCAGUACCUCGGCCCACGAUACGUUGAAGUGUAUGAAGUGACAAACGGUGACGCUGAAGCCAUCCUGAAGAAAGCCACCCAGCCUCUAGGAGCUGAUGGCGUGGUGCUGCUCAGAGGGCUCCCCUUCACUUGCACUGAGGAUGACAUUGUCCACUUCUUUUCAGGUUUGGAGAUAACGGAGAACGGGAUCACCAUGGUCACAGACUCCAGGGGAAGAAAGUCUGGAGUGGCUUAUGUGCAGUUCACGUCUCAGGAAGCAGCUGAUGAAGCGCUGCAGAGAGAUCGAGAGAUCAUAGGGAACAGAUACAUCGAGGUGUUUCCCAGCAGAAGAGAUGAGAUUCACUCAACCUGGGGGAGGAGGACGAGUCCAUUUUCCUCUCAGUCCAGGCCUCAGUCAGUGGACAGGAGGAGUGCCCCUGAAAACAGAUCACCUGCUUCGCCUCCUCCGUCACUUCACCUUCAGAGCUCCACCGUACCGCUGCACUACAUCCAUGUGAGAGGACUUCCUUUCCAGGCUUCUGGGGAAGACAUAGUGAAGUUCUUCUAUCCUCUGGCCGUGUCUAAGAUCCUGAUCGAAUGCGGCCCCGACGGGAGGCCGAGCGGAGAGGCUGACGUUUACUUCCACUGCCACAGAGACGCCGUGGCCGCCAUGUCAAAAGACAGAAUGAACAUAGGCGAGCGAUACAUCGAGUUAUUUCUCAACUCUGUCCCAGACUGUGACAGCAGGUGAACGUCGACACACGGAUGCCAAACACACACAGGAUUCCCGUAUUUAUUUUCCAGCCUGACGUGGACAUCUAAUAAACAUUCCUGGUGUCAAAGGCAAACCUGUCCGUCUUUAUUUAAUCAAAUGUAAUAUUCCUAUAAUGUUUUUUUGAUUUUAUUCUGGAGGUUUGCAUCUCCACUUUAAUUUUAAAGAAAGAGGCGUACACUUGUAAAUUCUUAUGUUUAUUAAGCCAAGAAGCUGUUCCACUUCACCUGUUAAUCAUCAGCCACAAAAAAAUAAAGAUUUAGUUGUUUUUAAUCAACAGAACAUAAAAGUUAAACCUGCACUGAUGUGUCUUCACUUUACCUCAGCCAGGCAGAGAGCCGUGCAUCAAAAGUGCUGAAACACAUUCAGUUUAUCCAAAGCAAAAAGCCUUCAGUCUAAAAAUGUAUGAUUCACCUGCUACAGUUUAAAACACACCAGACUCAGAUGUGACUUCAUGUUAAAUGACUGAUUUUAAGCCUUCUUGUUAAUGCCACUUCUAAUACACAACAGCAGGAAAAAGAAAACAGCUUUGUAAACUUAAGAAUCAGGUGAUCAUUUGCAAAAUACAUUUAUUAUCUCUCAUUACAUGAAACUAGCUGAGCUUAGCGUAAAGAAAGGAAACGAGACCAAAACCGCUCAGGAAAAGUGCCGACUAACACAUCGUUGCAAAAAUGAAACACUGCAUCUAAAGUUUCCCGGCCCUGACGGGAGCAGCUGUUCCUGAACAGAGCACCGGGGCCGAGUCUGAAAUGUGCAAACCUUCGAUCAAAACUCUGAUCUUGCGGUUUUCACUGACUUGCUUGUUGAGGUUGAUUCUCCAUGAACAGCUUUGAAUUGGUCUCCAUUUUUAUAGCUUUACCAAUAUUAAGACAUGAGACAAAUUCAGUUUCUAAAAUAGAUCCAAAGAUGAAGAAUUUAAUGGUGAUACUGAUUUUUAUUGGGAGUGACUUCUGAAUCGCUGUCCAAGUUUCCAGCACACAACGCUGGAAAUGCAAAUUGGCAUGUUAAAUGUUGACCUCUUAAGGUGGAUUUGGUUAUUUAUGCUAAAAUUCAGUUUUCUUUAUAAUUCCCAGAAUCCGCUCCACUCUGGAAAUAAACACUUUGUAACUUUUUUUCAUAUAUUGCAUGAAUUUUUUUUAAAAAGUCUUUAAGGAAGUAAUGACACAUAACAUGACAGCAUUCGGUCAUUUUGACCGACUUUGUCAGGAUUUUCCCUGAAUCUGACACCAGUUUAAUCACAAAAGUGCAUAAACGUGUGAGUAACUCCAUAUCCUGAUCUCUGAAUCGAAACACCGAGCCUUGAAUUCCAGUUUUUCCUUUUUUAUCUUUAUCCCUAGUGUUAAAAGAUAUGUCAGUUAAACUUUUCAUCACUUAGUGUCCGUAAAUGAGAUGAUUCUUUUAUUUUUUUAAUCCA